AUGGCUGCUAAGCUCGCAGCCACGAGUUCGUUGACUGCUGCUGCGUCUCUUACUCGAUCAGCUAGCUCGGUUCGGAAGAAUCAAUCAGGCACUCAGAAUAGGCUUGCGUGGAAGAAGCUUUCUGCAGGUUUCUCGCAGUCUGGUCUUCCAUUGUCAUCUACGCACAGACAAGAAUCUUUCCAAGAAAAGCGUCAACUAUCUAGCAGCAUUGUUCGGGCGACUGUCGCAGACGCAUCUCAGAGUUCCAAAAUGGCGUCUUCUACAGGCCUUUCACGGAUCGGCCUCGCUGGUUUGGCGGUCAUGGGACAGAACCUCGCCCUGAAUAUUGCCGAGAAAGGUUUCCCCAUCUCCGUGUACAACCGCACGGCCAGCAAGGUGGACGACACCGUCGUUCGCGCCAAGGCGGAGGGCGACCUGCCUCUGCGGGGCUUCCACGACGUGAAGGACUUUGUGCAGUCGAUCCAACGGCCCAGAGCCAUCAUCAUCCUGGUGAAGGCUGGCAAGCCCGUGGAUGACACGAUCAAGGUGCUCUCGGAGUACUUGGAGCCGGGUGACGUCAUCAUCGACGGCGGGAACGAGUGGUACGAGAACACGGAGCGCAGAGAGGCGGAGGCGAAGGCCAAGGGUCUUCUGUACCUGGGCAUGGGCGUGUCAGGCGGCGAGGAGGGCGCUCGGUUCGGGCCGUCGCUCAUGCCUGGCGGAUCCAAGGAGGCGUACGCGAUAGUGGAGGACGUGGUAAAGAAGGUGGCGGCUCAGGUGGACGACGGGCCGUGCGUGACUUUCGUGGGCAAGGGUGGCGCGGGGAACUUCGUCAAGAUGGUGCACAAUGGGAUUGAGUACGGCGACAUGCAGCUCAUCUCGGAAGCCUAUGACAUCCUGAAGAACGUGGGUGGCCUGUCGAACGAGGAGCUGCAUGCCGUCUUCACGAGCUGGAACAAGAACGAGCUCGAGAGCUUCCUGGUGGAGAUCACCGCCGACAUCUUCGCAGUCAAGGAUGACCGCGCAGCCCCAGGCGAAAACAAGUUCCUGGUCGACGCGAUCCUCGACAAGACCGGCAUGAAGGGCACUGGAAAAUGGACGGUCCAGCAGGCAGCAGAGCUCUCGAUCGCGGCUCCCACCAUCGCUGCUUCCCUCGACUCACGCUACAUCUCCGGCCUGAAAGACGAGCGAGUGGCAGCCUCUGCCGUGUUUGCCGCAGCUGGGCUUUCGGACGGAGCCUCGGCCGUUGCAGGAGUGGAUAAAGCCCAGCUUGUGGACGACGUUCGGAAGGCUCUGUACGCGUCCAAGGUCUGCAGUUACGCGCAGGGAAUGAACCUCAUCCGCGCGAAGAGCACGGAGCAGGGCUGGGGGUUGAACCUCGGGGAGCUUGCGAGGAUCUGGAAGGGCGGGUGUAUCAUCCGGGCGGUGUUUUUGGAUCGCAUCAAGCAGGCGUAUGACCGGAACCCUGCGCUGGCGAAUCUGCUGGUGGAUUCGGAGUUUGCCAAGGAGGUGGUGGAGCGGCAGCAGGCGUGGCGGCGCGUGGUGACUCUGGCGAUCCAGGCUGGGAUUACCGCUCCAGGCAUGAGCACGAGCCUGGCCUACUUUGACAGCUACCGCCGUGCCCGACUGCCUGCCAACCUGGUGCAAGCGCAGCGCGACUACUUUGGCGCUCACACGUAUGAGCGUGUGGACGUUGACGGCAACUACCACACCGAGUGGUCCAAGAUUGCCAAGGGCAAGCUCCGUUCGCCUCUUCCUGCCAUCCCGCCGUCGGCUCUCCCUCUCUACCCCGCCAUCGCCUCUCCCUUCUAUCCCGCCGUCGCCUCUUCCUCGCCUCCCUCCCAUCCCGUCGUCGCCUCUCCCUCUCGUUCGUCGUCGCCUCUCCCUCUCGUUCGCCGUCGCCUCUCCCUCUUUCCCGCCACCGCCUCUCCUUCACAUCCCGCCGACGCCUCCCCCUCGCAUCCCGCCGUCGCCUCUCCCUCACAUCCCACCGUCGCCUCCCCUUCACAUCCCGCCGUCGCCUCCCCCUUACAUCCCGCCGUCGCCUCCCCUCCAUAUCCCGCCUCGCGUCCCCCCUCGCAUCCCGCCGUCGCCUCCCCCUUCACAUCCCGCCGUCGCCUCCCUCUCACGUCCCGCCGUCGCCUCUCUUCUCACCGCCGUCGCCUCCCCCUCACAUCCCGCCGUCGCCUCUCCUCUCACCGCCGUCGCCUCCCCCUCUCAUCUCGCCGUCGCCGCUGA
Molecule: messenger RNA, 2217 nt
Organism: Closterium sp. Naga37s-1
Lineage: Eukaryota; Viridiplantae; Streptophyta; Zygnematophyceae; Desmidiales; Closteriaceae
Source: the annotation of a GenBank genome assembly